Molecule: messenger RNA, 930 nt
Organism: Zalophus californianus (California sea lion)
Lineage: Eukaryota; Metazoa; Chordata; Mammalia; Carnivora; Otariidae
Product: olfactory receptor 10J5-like
Biological process (GO): G protein-coupled receptor signaling pathway
Cellular component (GO): membrane
Molecular function (GO): olfactory receptor activity; G protein-coupled receptor activity
Source: RefSeq, a predicted model, not a curated record
AUGCAGAGAAAGAACUUCACAGAAGUGACAGAAUUCAUCUUUCUGGGAUUCUCUAUCUUUGGAAAGCACCAGAUAAUGCUCUUUGUGGUUUUCCUUACCAUCUACAUUUUAACUCUAACUGGUAAUGUCGUCAUCGUGACCAUCAGCCAUAUUGACCAUCAUCUCCACACACUCAUGUACUUCUUCCUGGGCAUGCUGGCUAGUUCUGAGACUGUGCACACACUGGUCAGUGUCCCACAAAUGCUUUCUGGUCUCCUUUUCCCUAACCAGCCCAUCUCCUUGUCAGGCUGUGCAACUCAGAUGUUCUUUUUUGUCAUCUUGGCCACUAAUAAUUGCUUCUUGCUCACAGCAAUGGGCUAUGACUGCUUUGUGGCCGUCUGCAACCCCCUGAGGUACACAGUCCUCAUGAGCAAAGGAGUGUGUGCUACGUUGGUAUGUGGGUCCUUUGGCACUGGCCUGGUUAUGGCAGUUCUCCAUGUGGCAGCCAUGUUCAGUUUGCCCUUCUGUGGCACAGUGGUGGGGCACUUCUUCUGUGACAUUUACCCAGUCAUGAAACUCUCUUGUACUGAUACCACGAUGAUCAAUUAUGGUGUUAGUUCAUUUGUGAUCCUGGUCUCUCUGGGCUUGAUCUUCAUCUCCUAUGUCUUCAUCGUCUCCACCAUUCUCAGGAUUGCCUCUGUUGAGGGCCGGAAGAAGGCUUUCGCCACCUGUGCCCCCCACCUUACAGUGGUCAUUGUCCACUACGGCUGUGCCUCCAUUGCCUACCUCAAGCGCAAGUCCGAGGAUUCUGCAGAACAAGACCGUCUCUCAGUGGUGAUGUACACCAUCAUCUCUCCAUUGCUGAACCCUGUUGUCUACAGCAUGAGGAACAAGGAGGUCACGGAUGCCCUACGCAGAGCUGUGGGCAAAAAACUUUUCUCAACAGAUUGA